Molecule: messenger RNA, 367 nt
Organism: Neltuma alba
Lineage: Eukaryota; Viridiplantae; Streptophyta; Magnoliopsida; Fabales; Fabaceae
Product: protein RADIALIS-like 3
Exons: 2
Coding region: 8-313 (101 amino acids)
Molecular function (GO): DNA-binding transcription factor activity
Source: RefSeq, a predicted model, not a curated record
UGGUUCAAUGGCGUCCAACAAGGUUUCAUCUUCUGGAGACUGCAGUGAGAGAUGGACAGGCAAGAAGAACAAACUGUUUGAGGACGCGUUGGCUAUAUAUGAUAAGGAAAGCCCUGAUCGUUGGCGCAACAUAGCCAUACAUGUUGGUGUCACCAGUGAAGUUGAAGUCAAGAGGCAGUAUGAGAUUCUUUUGGAGGACAUCAAACAGAUUGAGUCAGGCAGGGUUCCAAUCCCUCUCUACAACAGACAUGCCGCAUGUAGCAGACCAAACUUCACCAGCUCAGAGCAGAGGUUGAGGAACUUGAAACUCUAAGUUAUUGAAGAAUGACCUCAUAAGAAGCGAUGAGAAUAGUUUUUCGGGUGGUCA